UUCAAUCGGCAGUAACUCACGAUCCGCGCAGGAAGAAACAACUCUUGAGUCGUUUUCGUCGUCGUCGUCGUCGUCGUCGAAAUUGAAGUUGUCGUCUUGAGGCAGUGCGAUUUCAUUCAGGAAAAUCAAAACCUUCCCCCUCCCCUUCCAAAAACCCAUUCAAAACUCAGCCAGUAAUAGUGUGUUGUAACAAAGUCCAUAUUGAGUGUGUUUGUUUUCGAACGCGUAGUUUCAUGUUCGCGUUUUUUUGUUGUUGUGUUGUUUUUCAUCGACGAUUCGAUCGCGUACGUGCGCAUGCAGUUUGAAAAAUUGGGUUAAUCGUGGCACGAGUUCUUGUUUACUGAGUGAAUUGUAAAAUAAAACGAAAUAAAACAACGCACAGCUCCUUCCAGUGGGCAACUGAAGUGCGCAACGUAAAGUGUGUAGUGAUUCAGAGAAAAAAAAACAAUAAACAAUAUUCGACAUUCUAACAUAAACUGUUGGCGUACGAUCAUGCCCGAGAUUUCGCAAGAUCAGUUCGAGGAUCAGCUCCCACAUCAGCCUCCGGCAACGGUCGAACAGCUGCGGAUCCGUGCCAGCUCGGGCGGUGCGUCCAGCUUGGACGAAUACCGUAAGCGGCUGAGUUCGCUCCGGCAGACCAACGGAAGUUCGGAAUCUCACCAAAAUGAGACGGCGGGUUGCUCGAAACGCAACAGCACUGGUAGCGGCCGAGGUAGUGUCACCUUCCAGGAGGACAAGUUCACCGCAAAACAGCUGCACCAUGGCGACAGCUUCGUGCAGGAGCUUGGCUACAAGCGCGAGAUUAGUCACAGAAUCUUCGUGAACCGCUCACUCCACCUCGAGAACAUAAAAUUCUAUGGCUUCGACAUGGACUACACAAUCGCAGAGUACAAAUCGCCACAGUACGAGCAGCUCGGAUUCAACCUGGUCAAAGAGCGACUCGUGGCGCUAGGCUACCCGGUUGAAAUCCUCCAGUUCGAGUACGAUCCAUCCUUCCCGGUCCGCGGGCUCUGGUUCGACACGCUGUACGGUAACCUGCUCAAAGUGGACGCCUAUGGCAACAUCUUGGUUUGCGUGCACGGAUUUGAGUUCUUGAAACAUUCCCAGGUUUACGAACUGUACCCGAACAAGUUCCUCCAGCUGGACGAGAGCCGAGUGUAUGUGCUCAACACGUUGUUCAACCUCCCGGAAACGUACCUCCUAGCCUGUUUGGUGGACUUCUUCACUAACUCGCCGCAGUACGCGGAAAAGGUCGAUAAGACCGGAGUGAAAUACGGCGAGCUGUUCAUGUCCUUCAAAUCCAUCUUCCAAGACGUUCGGGGAGCGGUGGAUUGGGUGCACAUCUACGGAGAUUUGAAGAAGAAAACCCUGGAGAAUCUCGACGAGUACGUCAAGAAGGACGACCGGUUGCCAAUGAUUCUCUCGCGUAUCCGCGAGUCAGGCGCCAAGCUGUUCCUGCUCACCAACAGCGACUACAAAUUCACCGACAAAAUUAUGACCUUCCUGUUCGAUUUCCCCCAUGGUGCCAAGCCCGAGGAACCCCACCGGGACUGGAAGACCUACUUCGAUACCAUCGUGGUCGAUGCCCGGAAGCCGCUGUUUUUCGGUGAGGGAACUAUUCUGCGCCAGGUGGACACCAGCAGUGGUGCCUUGAAGGUGGGAACCCACAUGGGUCCACUGCAGGCGAACCAGGUCUACUCCGGUGGCUCGUGUGAUGUGUUCACCAAGCUGAUCGGCGCCAAGGGCAAGGAUGUGCUGUACGUGGGUGACCAUAUCUUCGGAGAUAUUUUGAAGAGCAAAAAAAUCCGCGGCUGGCGAACAUUCCUAAUCGUGCCGGAGCUGGUGCAGGAACUGCACGUCUGGACGGACAAGUGCCAACUGUUUGCGGAGCUGCAGCGACUGGACGUCAAUCUGGGCGAUCUGUACAAAAACAUGGAUUCCAGUGCCAAAGAGAAGCCCGACAUUUCGUCGGUUCGAACGGCGAUUCGGGACGUCACGCACAAGAUGGAUCUGGCCUACGGUAUGAUGGGAUCGCUCUUCCGAUCCGGCUCGCGGCAGACUUUCUUCUCCAGUCAGGUCGUCAGGUACGCCGAUCUGUACGCCGCCACCAUCCUGAAUCUGAUGUACUAUCCCUUCUCGUACAUGUUCCGGGCGCCGGCCAUGCUGAUGCCCCACGAAUCGACGGUGGCCCACGAGCAGCGAUUCACGCUGGAUGCACCGAUGAUCCAGCGGACCCGAUCGCGCAACCUCGGUACACCCAGCACCGAACAGCACCCGGAGGAAGCUUCCAAAGAAGUCAGUACACUCAUCGAGAAGGAUAUGGCGCAUUUGGCGGUUGCCGGUGGCAACGUAUCGGUGCCGCACACCCGUCCCGAGACACCCCGUUCGGUAACCCAUACCCACGACGAGGACUACUCGGACGAGGAUAGCGACGACCAGAAGAGGGCCCGGAGCGCCGAAAGGGACGCCGCCAGCAGCGAGAAAUAAAUCUGCCUUUUAUGUGGUGUGGAAUCAGGAACCAGGAACGAAAACCGUAAUCAUUGUGUGUGGGUUGUAGUAGAAAAUAAUGAGGCGGCGCGUUUGCAUAGAAUAGAUUGUAUAGAUUGCUUAAAGCUGCAAAAAAAUACCUUGCCGACUUUUCUCAACAUAUCCUCAAGCAAUAAUGUUUAAAAAUUCUUCCAAAUCCCAUAUUUGUUUGAUGCAUUCACUAAUUAGUAUAACACCGGAAAGGGAAGUUGUUCAAGUUGUUGCAACAUAGACUAGAUUAUGUGACACCUUCCACGACCACCACUGGCUCUAAGUAACCUAACGCUAAUAACGACUGUAUGCUUAGUGCUGAGUGAUAUUCAGACACAGCUAGAGUAUAAUCCAUUUAGCUCGCACGGCGACAGCUUCCAAUCACACAACUGCCGUUUGCUGUCCUGUUGGAAACGCGAAAAAGAUUAUUAGCAGAGCACAUAAUGCUUCACCGCGUAGUGUAUUUAUUCAUAGCGAAUUGUUGUUACACUCACUAGAAGCCAAACAGGGAUAAAUGGUAGGAAAACAAGUGUUUUGAAAACAUGCCUUCGACAGACAGAGAGAGAGAGAGAGAUUAGUAAACAACAAUAACUAGAAGAGAACACAAUUGAUCCGAUCAGGUAGAGAGAAAGAGGUAAAAAGAACAAGGAUUUAUGUAUGAUAUAUGAAACAUAGCAAUUAUUACAUUUAGAGAGCGCUAUUAGAGCAAAUGUUGAUUAGA
Messenger RNA from Toxorhynchites rutilus septentrionalis, 3238 nucleotides. RefSeq names its product cytosolic purine 5'-nucleotidase (gene Nt5b). The record is from RefSeq and is a predicted model, not a curated record. The transcript has 6 exons. NCBI's taxonomy places the organism in Eukaryota, Metazoa, Arthropoda, Insecta, Diptera, Culicidae. Bases 493 to 2487 code for a protein of 664 amino acids. Gene Ontology annotation, molecular function: 5'-nucleotidase activity.